AUGUUGACCUACAACCGCACGAUGAGCGCCGUCGCUGGCCAGCGCCGCCCGGCCGCCACCGCCGCCGCGCCGCGCGUGUUGCGCCCGGCCGCAGCGCGCGCCCGUCGCGUGCGCGUGGUCUCAGAGUACCGGGAGGCAGAUGCCGCAACUGCCCCUGCGGCGGCCCCAGAGGCCGCUGCACCAGUUGCCAAGGAUCUGAAGCCCCUGGCAGCGCCGGCCAAGGUGCCGGCCGCGGAGGUCCCCAAGGAUGUCAAGGCGCGCGACCCCCUGGCCGACAGCGAGAUGGCGACCCUCCAGAGGCUGCUGGAGCGCUCCAAGGCCGCCCAAGAGGAGUACUCGCACUUCAGCCAGGAGCAAGUGGACAAGAUUUUCAAGGCGGCCGCGAUGGCCGCCAACGGGGCGCGCAUCCCCCUGGCCAAGAUGGCCGUGGAGGAGACCCGCAUGGGCGUGGUGGAGGACAAGGUCAUCAAGGUGCUUGGGGGGGGGGCGUGGCUGGAUUAUCACUCAAAACUUUGGCAAAUCGUGCUCAGGGCUGAGGGGGCGUACCUGUAG
Monoraphidium neglectum is the source of this 552-nucleotide messenger RNA. RefSeq names its product Aldehyde-alcohol dehydrogenase. The transcript has 4 exons. The coding region runs from base 1 to 552 and encodes 183 amino acids. Gene Ontology annotation, molecular function: oxidoreductase activity. The record is from RefSeq and is a predicted model, not a curated record. NCBI's taxonomy places the organism in Eukaryota, Viridiplantae, Chlorophyta, Chlorophyceae, Sphaeropleales, Selenastraceae.